AUGGCCGGACGGAGUUCCGCUCAAAUGCAACAAAUGCUUGGAGCCCAGGUGAAGAUCACCGGUAUGCCAUUUGCCGUGUCCAAUGCUCAACAACUAAACCAAAUCGUAUGGACAAUGUUGGGCACGACUACCAAAGAGACUAUUUACUGUGUCUCUGAGGCCCCUGUCAGUCAAUUGCGAUUUGUAUGCAUUGACUGUCUCGAGAAGAACAUCACCGAUAUGGCGAACGUAUUGAAUUCCGCUCAAGACCACACACGGAGUGCUGGUUUUCCGACGGUCGCUUUAAGUAAUGUCGCUGUUAACACGAAUUGGACUGGAGCCACCAUUAUGUGUCAGGCAGCUCUUAAUGGAGGAACGGUCGAUUCACAACCAGCUACCGUAGAUGUCCGAUAUUUGCGUCAGCCGCAUGUCGUCGAUGCAAGCGGCCAGGGACCUGUCUUGAUCGCUAGCCAAGGCUACCGAUUUUAUGUGGAAUGUGCCCGGGGAGCCGAUGGCCUAUGUCAACAAAGUGGGCGACGGAAGACAUUGCGAUGUGCUGUCCAGGCUCAUCCCCCAGCUACUGUGUUCCGGUGGUUGAAGAACGGAGUGGUGACAAGCGGUAAUGGUGCGGAAAUCACAAUUGGCACAGAGAUGAUCGGCCAAAGUAUUCAAUGCCAAGCGAACAAUGGUCUCUACUCGGACACAGAAAUGGCGACCAGUCAGGCCGUUCAAAUCGAUCCUUACUCAUCCGCUCGCCUGAUUCAAGACAAUUUCGCCACCCUUCAAUCGGCCGCACCAUUUCAAGCCGGGAAUCGUCUGGAAAUGAAUCAGCAAAUAAAUCUCGGCUGUCAAGUCGAAGGCAAUCCACGACCAGUCGUCUUCUGGAAGCUGCGCAAAUCGAAUGGACAGGUUGUUGACGCUCCUUGUGCUCAAGGAUUUGACGGACAAUACCAGGAGGUCACCGAACCACCUCGCGAUCGACCUAUCCCACCGAAUGUCGUGCGUCUUAAUGCCAUCUGUUCGUUCCGCGUCUCAAACUAUUCGUUGUCUGGGCAAUAUUGGUGUUCCGCAUGUUCCUAUGUCAGUCAAGGUGCCCCAGAAUGUUCUCCAGCAUUGGAGACUCCUGGAACGAACACGCUAAACAUUCAAGUCACUGGACCACCCAUGCAAUCUGACACUCAACCGACAAUCGAACAGGCGCCUGGCAGUAAUAACGCCGUCGUUACUGUACAUUAUUGCGCGGAGCCGAUGCCGAGACCACCCAGAGAGGUCAUUUUCAGCAUUGACAAAAAUGAUUUACAGAUCGGUCAAUCGUGGGAGAAUUUCCGAUUCGAGAGUACCACUCAGAAUAAUACCGUACCAAACUGUUACCUGGCUCGAUUAAAUGUCGCACCAGUUCGGGAAGAAGAUCAAUACCGAGUUAUUGAAUUACGAUUACAAAAUCAAUACGGCAGUAAACAGUGA
Molecule: messenger RNA, 1443 nt
Organism: Haemonchus placei
Lineage: Eukaryota; Metazoa; Nematoda; Chromadorea; Rhabditida; Trichostrongylidae
Source: the annotation of a GenBank genome assembly